Archocentrus centrarchus (flier cichlid) is the source of this 1771-nucleotide messenger RNA. It is a transcript of the gene atp1b4, whose product is annotated as ATPase Na+/K+ transporting subunit beta 4. Gene Ontology annotation, cellular component: nuclear inner membrane; sodium:potassium-exchanging ATPase complex. The record is from RefSeq and is a predicted model, not a curated record. Bases 184 to 1200 code for a protein of 338 amino acids. Gene Ontology annotation, biological process: regulation of DNA-templated transcription; sodium ion transport; potassium ion transport. The transcript is spliced from 9 exons. Lineage: Eukaryota; Metazoa; Chordata; Actinopteri; Cichliformes; Cichlidae.
CGCUCAUUCACUAUGAUGCGCGCCUAGUUGAAGGAGGCUCUCCACACCCGGUCCCUCCUGCACGCCUAAAACUUUCUAAUGAAAUCCCUCAAAACUUUUUGACAAAUAUAUUUAUAGAUAUACUUUUUUUCCUCUGGGGGUCAAGAGGGUUUUCGACUUAUUAAUCCGUUAAUACUUCAGAAUAUGGAGCCCAGUUCCACAGAGGGAGGAGCUGAGGGGAAGCCCGUUAGAAGUCUUCCUCACAAAGUGAUACUCAAGCAUGGCCAAGAGCUGGAGGAAGAGCAGGAGGAGCUGGCCGAGCAUCAGCCUCUAGAGCAGGAAGACCUGAACUUUGAGAGAUGGAAGCGCAGGCCGAUUCCCAAGAGGACGCUCCACCAGAAAAUAGACGACCUGAAGAAAUACCUGUGGAAUGCAGAGACCAACGAAUUCAUGGGUCGCUCUGGAAAGAGCUGGAGCCUCAUCCUUCUCUUCUAUGCUGGACUUUAUUUGUUUCUUGCAGCCAUGUUUGGCGGCUGUUUGUUUUGCCUCAUGUGGUCUAUUAGUCCCUACCACCCCACCUACAAUGAUAGAGUGAUGCCACCAGGUAUGACGAUGGCCCCGCACCUAGAAGGCCAUGAGAUUGCUUUUAACGCAUCUGAUCGCAAAUCCUGGAAGAAGUACGCCAGGUCUAUGGAAGAAUAUCUAAGGCCAUAUAACGAUGCUGCUCAGCAGAGGAAGAAUAUUCUCUGCAAUAAGGAGACAUACUUCAUGCAGGACGGCUUGGACGAGACUGCAGAGCGGAAAGCGUGUCAGUUUAAGCGAUCCUGGUUGGGGGAGUGUUCAGGGAUGCAGGACCCCCACUAUGGCUAUUCUCAGGGAAGGCCAUGCAUCCUUCUUCGAAUGAAUCGGAUUCUUGGGUACUUACCUGGCCAGGGCAAACCAAUAAAUGUGACUUGUGGAGUUAAGAAAGGACCACCAGAAGCCUUGGGAGAAAUCCAGUUUUUUCCUAAAAGCAUUUUUGAAAUGAAGUACUAUCCGUAUUACGGGAAGCUCAGACAUGUAAACUACUCUUCACCGGUGGUGGCUGUGCGUUUUGCAGGAGUGCAGCAAGACACUCACAUCCAAGUACAAUGCAAACUGAAUGGAAAGGGCAUCAUUAACGACUCUCCCACUGACCGCUACCUGGGGAGCGUGACCUUUUCCUUGGAGGUUGGAGCAUAAGGAGAAGGUGUUGCUGCCAGCAGGAUGCUCACGAGAUGAGGCAGGAAAAUAUUCACAAGACAAGAUUUAUAUUGAACCCUUAUUUUCCAUGAAAUAUAAAAUUUCCCCCUGUCCUCGUCUUUCACUUAAAUAUCUUCUGCUGUGAAACAAAAUCCUCAAGAAGUAGGUAUUUACUCAUGUUUUUGUUGUUUCUUUGUACCUUGAGUGUGCUACUGGCACCUGCACCCACAACAAAUAUUUUGUAAUGAUUAGCAAGAUUAAUCGAACUAAAUUACACUCUGCCCAUUAGUUAGCAUUUCUGGCUAUGCAAAUCCAAUUAUGACUUAAACAUUAAUAGGGGAUUAGACUUCUUUUUUUCAGGUUAGAUUGUGUUUUUUUUUUUUUGUGCACAUUUUUGUGCGACCAAGUGUACUAAUUUGUUUUGCAUUAUAUUUUUCAAACAUGUAUAUUGUAAGAAUUCAAAGAACUAUCAUGCAAACACUGAAAGCAGGACUUGUACUGUACUUACACAGUAAAAAAAAAAAAAGACGUAAUAAAUGCAAAUACAUGAUUACUAUAUUUUUGUUGAAUA